UUUCUCUCCCCCUUCUCUUGUUUCUUCAUUGUUUGUUCUUUCACCUUCCUUUCUUCCCCCCAACCUCCUCUUUCUCUUUCUUUUUUCUCUCCCUUUUGUUUUUCCUCUCUUUCUCUUCCUCCAUUUUAAUCUGGCCUUGAUUUUUAGUACCAGGACUUGAUGAUGUCCAAGAAGAAAAAGAGAAGAAAUUUCAUGUUAGAAGUUCAUUAUUUCGUGUGUAGCUUUGACAUCACGAAUAUGGUGCUGAUUUAAUCUCAAGAAUAGAUUUUCUUCCUCUUAACAGAUGAUUUGGAUGAUUUGCAUUGAAAUGUAUUAUGAGCAAUCAUUCUCCACCGAAUAACCAUUAUCUAUCAUCUAUAUUUUCUCUGUUCUGGACUCGUCCUCGGCGCCGGUUAAUAAAGAUUGUCUGGUAAUAAAUGGUGGCCCCAGGAAUUCUGGGGUUCCAGUGUGUUGUAGUCGGGUUGCUGCUGGUUCUUUGUUUGGUAAUCUGACAAAAGCAGCGGAAUGCUGGGGAGAGGAAGGAGGAAGUCACGACGCUGCUCUUUAUGGCCUCCCAGGAAGUCGAUAUGGUCAAGGCUCAAGCUGUAGCUGAGUACUCCAGCUACUUGAAGCCGUACCAAUGUGCAGUCUGCUUUUGCCCCACAACCACGCGUUGCUCCCUGUGCAAGUCUGCUCGCUACUGUCCUUCUAUGGUUGCUCUGGUAAGUGUCAAAUUAUUCACUGGAGACAAGGUCACAAGGAUGAAUGCCAUCCUUCAACUGAUUUUGCAACACACAGAAAUUUACGGUGAGGAUUUUGGAGUGGAGGGUGAAUUUAAGGACUCUCCUAAAGCUUCACUUCUGGAAGAAGGUGAGGAUGAUAAUGGUGAACAUUCCAGAGGAGUACCUACAGAAUUUGCAUCAUCCAGUGCAUCAGCAUUUGCUGAUACCAAUCUUUCUGAUGAUUUUGAUCCUGAUAUGGCUAGAAGUGCUACCAGUCCUAAGAAGACAUAAAAAGAGAUGAAUAAGAGCACAGUUAAUGAAGCUUCAUCUGAAAUUUUAGUUGCUGAAACAUCCAAGAAAAGGAGCCACAGUAGUAGUAGAGAAACUGACUAUGAACAAGUAGGACAGGCUAACCCUUUUUCUGUAAGGUUAAGAAGAGCAAGCGGAGAUAAACCAACCCAAACAUUUUAUUGAGGUCUGGAUUGGGAGGAAAGCAAGCUUCUUCUUAAUUCAUCGUCAUGAUUCACAUUUCACAAGAAAUUGAUCAUCAAUUU
Rubroshorea leprosula is the source of this 1255-nucleotide messenger RNA. NCBI's taxonomy places the organism in Eukaryota, Viridiplantae, Streptophyta, Magnoliopsida, Malvales, Dipterocarpaceae. The record is from the annotation of a GenBank genome assembly.